GAAGUAAAUGGUGUAAGAAAGUGAAACUUACCAACAUUAUGAAUUCAUAGUCCAUUACCAUCGCCCAUGUGUACUUUUCCAGGUCCAUGAUAUGUCUCCUUCUAAGCUAAGUUCGACUGAAAUAGAGUGCAGUGAGAGGUUGCACCAGAGUCGGGGUACCACGCCAGAUCCAUCACUUUGUUGGAGGUAGCAAUAUUGGCCAUGUGUUUAUCAAUUGUAGCUGCUCAUACACCCAGAGUCGAACAAAAUCCCCCAGCUCCCGCCAAACAAACUCCUCCAGCUCCAGCUGACCUCACUCCUCCAGCUUCCACUGACUAGACGCCUACUGGUCGCCCAGCAAAAUCUUCAAGAGAAGAUCUUACGAGUGUGGUGCUCAAUUCAGCCAAAGUUAGGCUGACCAAGAUUACCAAGCACCGCUGCAGCCGAGAGGCCAUCCAAUAGACUAUCUCCAUGGCGGUCGAUCAGGUCUUCAACCAUGCACUGAACGAAGUGCUUAGCGGAGUUCUCACCAUGAGCUCCGGCUGGCGAAGUUCGAGGGCAAUGGCUGCUCAGUUUGAAAAGAGGCUUAGCGAUCAGCUUUGCAUUGCCGAGGCCCAACAUGCCAAGCAACUCAAAACAAUCGAAGCUAAACAUGACGAGCAACUCAAGGAAGUUGAAGUGAAGCAUAUCGAGGAGCUCCAAGGGGUCGAGGCGAAACACAUCGAGGCAUUCAGGGAGGUCGAGGCAAAACACACCGGGGUGUUGCAAACGGAUGAGGCCAAACUUGCCUCCCUCGAAGCGGAGCUAAAGAAAUUGGAGGCAUCAAUCGCUAAGAUCACUGCUUCCAAGGAGCAGUACAAAGAGGUCUCGCUUAUGAACUAUCGGGAAGCCCACAAGCUUCAAGCAGAGCUGGAGAUAAGCCACAAGGAGACUGCCGAUCUGGAGGAGGCGAAUGCCCGCAACCUUGAAGAAUACGAGGGGGCGGUGUUUGAGUGUUUCUAUAUGUUCUGGAAAUGCAAUCCCAACGCUGACUUUUCCUAUCUACCAGACCAUAUAAGGGAGGCUGAGCUAGCAAGGUGUGUGGCACGCUUAGAGGAAGAGAAGACUCAAGGGUCUCCCGAGAUCUCUCUAGCAACAGGCGUUGAGGGUGUCCAGGAAGACAUUGGAGCUGCCAUCGACCAGCAGCCACAAGAGCCUCAGCAGGAUCUUUCGGCCUCCUCGUAACUUUAUCUGCUUUUUCUUUAACUUUUAUUUUGGGAUACACAAUCUAUGGCUCGUGAUGUAAAGCCAAUUUUUACUUUUAUUGCUGG
Humulus lupulus (European hop) is the source of this 1289-nucleotide messenger RNA. RefSeq lists its product as uncharacterized. Lineage: Eukaryota; Viridiplantae; Streptophyta; Magnoliopsida; Rosales; Cannabaceae. Bases 451 to 1203 code for a protein of 250 amino acids. The record is from RefSeq and is a predicted model, not a curated record. The transcript is spliced from 2 exons.